UUGACCAUUCAGGAGACGGUAAAACUCCCGGAUAUGCUUCGGGAUAGGAAAGCGUUACGCGGACCUCGCGGACCAUUAUGGCUUGAAUGAAUCGACGGUACGAUACAUCAAGACGGACGAAAAGAAUAUGAGCCACCGCAUCACUUUCCAAGCGGCAAUGGGAACCAGGCAGACAAAAAUGGCAGCGCUAACGUGAACUUCAUGACGGCCCGUGUUGUCUUCGUCCAUAACCAUCAAAGCCCGCCGUCUGCAAGGCGAUUAUUACGGUCUCCGGCGCUGCGGACGCAGCCUUCAUGAAGGCGGCUCGCUCCGCACGAUCUGGCAACCUCUGAGGCUCCAUCAGCGGACAGGAGGCAGCGUCCGCCGCGAAGAUGCGCCCAUCGCAGCGCUAUGUGUCGACUGCCUGACAUCUCAGCAGCCCUUCGCCGGCUGCCACCGUACCAGCAGGUAUUUGGCGAGGAGUUCCGACGGACCUCUGCUGUCUAAUGGUCUAACGUCUUCAGGAAGUCAGCUCUGCCUGUUUGAGGAGCAGACACUGGACAGGAAGUCCCGUCCAACCGAGGGCCACCAGCACAGCAUGCUGCGUCAAGCCCUGAUGUUCAGUCCAGCCCCCCCCCCAGCCUGUGCAUGUCACCUGAGAUCCGACCCCCUAUCCAUCACAUGCGUGCCUUUGAUGAUCCCGGAUAGCGAGGGCCUUUCCUGGGGGCUGCGUCUCACAGGAAAACGCCAGCCUGCUCAUGGGGGGCCGCGGAUCCUGGCAUGUGUCAGCGGAGCAAUUCCCACCAUCGCCUGAUGUGACCUUUCUGUCAUGAACUUCCGUGGCGUUCCCAAGGCGCUCCGGGGUCAGCUGUGGGCAGCUCACAUUCACGCUGGUCCGUGGUGGCUCGCUGCCACUAUGAGGCUGCUGUGGAAGUAUCUGGACAAAAUGAGGUGUUUCCGGAAGCGCUCGGUCAUCCCCCUCCUGGGGGCGCUGGUCACCAUCCUCCUCUUCCUCAACCUCUACAUCGAGGAUGGUUACGUGCUGGAAGAGGACAAAAGGCAACUGAGAGAAUCAGCAGCGCACCAGCUGAACUCUGAACGAUAUGUUCAUACAUUUAAAGAUCUUACCAAUUUCUCUGGCACUAUCAAUGUCACAUACAGAUACCUGGCCGGGUCGCCUCUGCCACGAAAGAAGUAUCUGACCAUUGGACUAUCAUCUGUAAAGAGGAAAAGGGGAAAUUACCUAAUGGAGACCAUCAAGUCCAUUUUUGACCAGUCCAGUUACGAGGAGCUGAAGGAGAUCGUAGUGGUAGUGCACCUGGCAGACUUUGACUUAGCAUGGUGUGAAGGUCUCGUGCAGGACAUCUCCCGGAAGUUUGCUCACCACAUCAUUGCGGGGAGACUGCUGGUGAUCCACGCUCCUGAGGAAUACUACCCAUCUCUGGAUGGACUCAAGAGGAACUACAACGACCCUGAGGACAGGGUUCGGUUCCGCUCAAAGCAGAACGUGGACUAUGCCUUUCUCCUCAACUUCUGCACCAACCUGUCUGACUUCUACAUGAUGCUGGAAGAUGACGUCCGAUGCUCUAAAAACUUCUUGACAGCCAUGAAGAAGGUCGUCACCUCCAGGGAGGGGUCCUACUGGGUCAUGCUGGAGUUCUCCAAACUGGGCUACAUCGGCAAGCUCUACCACUCCAAGGACCUGCCCCGGCUAGCCCACUUCCUGCUGAUGUUCUACCAGGAGAUGCCCUGCGAUUGGCUGCUGAUUCACUUCCGAGGUCUGCUGGCCCAGAAGGAUGUCAUCAGGUUCAAACCAUCGCUGUUCCAGCACAUGGGAUACUACUCCUCAUAUAAGGGUGUAGAGAACAAACUGAAGGACGACGACUUUGAGGAAGACUCCUUCGACAUCCCAGACAACCCCCCGGCCAGUCUGUACACAAAUAUAAAUGUGUUCGAGAACUACGACCCCACCAAAGCGUACAGCAGCGUGGACGAGUAUUUCUGGGGCAAAUCCCCCUCAACUGGAGAUUUCUUUGUCAUCAUGUUCCACAAAUCGACCAGGGUCAGCAGAAUCAGGAUCGUCACAGGGACCGAUGACAGGCAAAAUGACAUUUUGCAUCAUGGAGCCUUGGAAGUUGGGGAGAAGUUGGUUGGCACCAAAAAAGGCAAGCAGUGCUCGUCAUAUAUCACGCUGGGGGAGUUUAAACACGGAAACAUCGAGGUUCAGAAUGUGCACCAUAAGAUCUCAUUUGACAUUGAAUGUGUGCGAAUUGUGGUCACUGCUAGUCAGAAGGAGUGGCUCAUUAUCAGGAGUAUUAGUCUUUGGACUGCGCCUCCUGCAGGUCACUAAAUGCUCUGCAGUCAUGUGAUGGCGAUAACCCUAAAUUAGCAUUCAUUUGUCUAUUUACUUGAUUACUAAUUAAUGCUGUACCACAAGAAUGCAACAGAAUCCCGACGAUGACCUUAAAAUGAAAAUGCAUUUGGAAUAAAUCUCACAGCCGGCUUGGGCCAGCUGACAGUAAAUGUCACUGUUGAGGAGACGCACGUCACUUUGAAAUCCCCCCAAAAACAGAGUAAUAUCCGUCGUUUGGUUUAGUUUUGGUUUGUUUGUGAUGAUCACUUAGUCACCCAAGGCCUUUCUGCCGGCUAGCUGAGUAAUUCGCCUGCCGUGUGAAAGGAAUCCUGUGACUUUUCUGCACAAAGAGUUUGUCCUUACAUCACGCUGGUGCUGAAAAUAGGCUUUGGCACAAAUGUGAAACAGGCCGACUAUUUCAUGUUUACGUCUCUCACUUGGACCUUUGAACGGACAGGUGACUCAAGUGUAUUACUGGAGACCAGUGAAUUAAUGCACAACUGCUAAGCAGGUGGACCUGGUGGUACUGACAGGCAGCCGUGAGCCGGUAAAUCAGACAGCACCUCGUGUACAGAAUCACCUACUGGGCGCCUUGUUCAAUCUCUCAGAAUCACCCUCCAUCCCAAGCUUUAAUUACCAGCUUCACGACUGGGCUCCACUGCUGUUGGUUCUUCCUUCUCUGCUGCACACGUUCACCACCCAAUGUUUAAAUGCAUCGCAUGCGGUAACAACAGUACCUUAGUGAAGUGUGAUUACUGUGCACUCCUGCAUCACGUAGGAGAGUCUUUAGACAAAGAAGAUUUAGAUUUUGCGAGAGUCCAAAGGGAACAUACCUGAUGUUGCUACGAAUGCCACACAGCAAAAGAAAGAAAGAAACCUGUUUAUGGGAUACCUACGUUCCUCAGGAAUUGCUAUGUGGUACUUCUGCUGUCUUGGAAUGUUGACAUAGCAUCUAGUUUGUCAACAGAACCUCUUCACUGCUGUUCCUUAUCCUUAGAUAUGUCAUAUGUGUUUAUUUAUGUGGCUUGAUACACAGAUCUGUAGUAUAUUAGCAUGAACCAUCGUAUUAACUGAAGUCCUGAGGAGGUAUUUUAGCAGAUAUUGAGUCACGGAGACAUUGCUGUUGUGACAUUUCACACUUGAGUCUCAUCGGAGCUGGAAGAAGGUGGGCACUUCAUUUGUUUAUGUUUACACCGGGUGACUCACUAGGGGCAUCUCAAAGCCAUAUAAACGACGAAAAGCAACAGAUUCAUUGAAAUUCAUAAUGGAACAUGGUAAACGUGGCGCGGGACGGAGGUUUGUCUUCCAAAUAAAACUGAGUGAUGUCGCGUGGUGUCCUGCAUGUUACUCGGGGCUGUGGGGCCUCAGGGGCCCGCCUCAGGGGCCCGCCUCGUGUCACUCUUUGCUCCUAUGGAAAACCGCUCGUCCGGUUUAUGUAUUUCUACCUUACAGCUGCGGAUGGUGCUUCUCAUGCACCGAGCGGGUCGCCAAACAGGACAGGACCUGCCAAGCUGUAAAGUGUUUUUGUGUGCUUUUUUCCACGUUGUAUGUAACACUGUACUGUAUGUAUAUUGUAAAAGGAUAAUUACAUAUAUUUUUUUACAUAUGUAUCAGUGUAGUCGUGGCUUUGUACAGACGAGUACUGUAUUUAAUUGUAGUAUAAAUGGUGUUUAAACCAGACGAUUGACAUGACCACAAACAAAUCUACCGGCACUGUCCAAUGGCCAAGCAAAGCACCAACGUAACAGUUACAUCACCGGACAGAUUAACCAAUGAAAAUCAACGUGAGAGUGAUCCAAUCAGAUUAACGGUGUUUACAAGUCAAAGAUUGCGACUAUCGAUCAUGUACAGUGUUCUGGUAUGCGCAGCGGUUUUCCUGUGAGUUUACUUGUACUCAUUGUGUAUUGAUACAGAAUUUAAUGUCAGACAUGCUUGUAUUUUGAUACAAAAAAAAAUACAAAAGACAGUCGAAACACUGGAGUGAAACUGAUUAAAAAUA
Brienomyrus brachyistius is the source of this 4331-nucleotide messenger RNA. RefSeq names its product mgat4 family member C (gene mgat4c). Gene Ontology annotation, biological process: protein N-linked glycosylation. Gene Ontology annotation, molecular function: acetylglucosaminyltransferase activity. Lineage: Eukaryota; Metazoa; Chordata; Actinopteri; Osteoglossiformes; Mormyridae. The record is from RefSeq and is a predicted model, not a curated record. The coding region runs from base 809 to 2329 and encodes 506 amino acids. The transcript is spliced from 7 exons.